AUGUGCGAAACAGAUCCUGGGAUUUGUGGGAUCUCCACAGAGCGCUUGGCUGAAUCUUCAGUUUCCUCCACUCUUCCAGGAGCUGCAGAAAAUGAACACAUAUCCGGUUUGACACAGGGAUCAGUGUCAUUCGAGGAUGUGACUGUGGAACUCUCCCCGGAGGAGUGGCGGCACAUGGGCCCUGCUCAGAGGACCCUGUACAGAGAGGUGAUGCUGGAGAACUACAGCCACCUGGUCUCCGUGGGGUAUUGCAUUACCAAGCCCAAGGUGAUAUUCAAAUUGGAGCAAGGAGAAGAACCGUGGUCUUUAGAGGACAGAUUCCUAAGCCACAAGUACCCAGGUUAUUACAAAGUAGACGUCCACAUCAAGGGAAAUCAAAACAAACAAGGGAAGCCUCUGUGGCAAGUAAUAUUCAUUGGUGAUAAAACACUGAGUAAGGAAGGACAGAAAGUUCUAGAAAAACCAUUUAAUUUGGGCAUAGCUUCAGGUUUUUCAGGAAAAAUAACCUAUAAACAUGAUUCAUGUCAAAUGAAUUUUCCAGUUAUUUCUGAGUUAAUUAUUAGUGAAGGAGACUAUUCAAGAGAGAAGGCUGAUUACAUGACUGUAUGUGAAAAUUUGCAGCUUUCUAUUAAACACAGGGACACUCAUACUGGAGAGAAAUCUCAUGAAUAUAAUAAAAAUGUGAAAACAGUUAGUGUUAAGAAAGAUAAGGAUCAGAGAUUUCAAACAUUGGAGCAAUUGUUUGAAUGCAGUGAGUUUGGGAAAAUUUUGUAUGAAAAAACUGUCUGCCUUACAGUUGAGAGUUCUCCAACAGAAGAGCAGUGCUGUCAGGAUGAUGAGCUUGGGAAAAACUGUGAUAGGACAACUCUGUUUAGCCACACGAGAGCUGACCCAAGGGAGAAGUGCUCUGAUGUUAGUGACUGUGGGGAAUUCUGCUGCGAAUCCACCAUCGAGGAGUACAGUAAAGUUUACCUGGCUGUAACACACCAGGAAUGUGAUAAAAAUGGUAUUAAUUUAUGUGGGAAGUUACCCCUAAUUCAAGCUCAGAGACCUGUUACAGGACAGAGUGCUCUUGAAAGCAAUCCAUGUGAAGAAAACUUGAGCCAAAGUCCGGCCCACAUAGUACAUCAGGAGAAGCCAAUUGGAGAUAACUUCUGUGAAUGUCCUGAAUGUACUAAUACCUUCUUCCGGAAAUUAGGCCUUAUCACACAUCAGCAAACUCAAGAGAAACCCUGCCAGUCAGGUCUGUACGGGAAAUGCAGGGAAUCCUUUUACCAGAAAGCACACCCCAUUCAGGAUCAGAAGACUCACUCAGGGGAGAACCCUUACAAAUGUGAGGAAUGUGGGAAAUUCUUUUGUUCACAUUCACACCCUAGUCAGCAUCCUGGAACUCAUAUGGCGUCCAAACUCUCUGAAUGCAAUAAAUGUGGGAACACUUUCUGUGAGAAGUCAAACCUCAGUGAACAUCUGAGGCUUCACACAAAGGAGAAACCUUAUGGUAACAACGACUGCAGGAAAUGUCACACACCACCCCCCAUUGGACAGCAGAGAACAGACACAGAGAUGAAGAUCUGCCACAGCCGUGAGUAUGCGAAAACCUCCAUGAUGGGACAUCUUAAGGAAUAUCAGAAAGUUCACCCGGGUGGGAAACCCUAUGAAUGUGCUGACUGUGGGAAAACGUUCUCCAAAACGUCACAUCUGACAGCACAUCAGAGAACUCACAGGGGUGAAAGACCCCAUGCAUGCAUUGAAUGUGGGAAGACUUUCUCUCACAAGACACAUCUCAGUGCACAUCAGAGAACUCAUACUGGGGAAAAACCCUAUGAAUGUAGCCAGUGUGGGAAAGCUUUUGCUGACACUUCAACCCUCAGGGCACAUCAGAGAAUUCACACAGGCGAGAAGCCCUAUGCGUGUCAUGUGUGUGGGAGAUCUUUUGCCCAUGUUUCUGUUCUCAGAGCCCAUGAGAGAAUUCACACAGGGGAGAAGCCCUACGGGUGUAAUGAAUGUGGCAGAUCCUUUACCUAUAACUCAGCCUUCAGAGCCCAUCAGAGAAUUCACACGGGGGAGAAGCCCUAUGGGUGUAAUGACUGUGAGAAAACCUUUGCCCAUAAUUCAGCCCUCAGAGUGCAUCAGAGGACUCACACAGGGGAGAAACCCUACGAAUGCAGUGACUGUGAGAAAACUUUUGCCCACAAUUCAGCCCUCAGAGCACAUCAGAAAAUCCACACAGGGGAGAAACUCUAUGAAUGUAAUGAGUGUGGGAAAACCUUUUCUCAGAAAACACACCUCAGCACACAUCAAAGAAUUCACACAGGGGAGAAACCCUAUGAGUGUAGUGAAUGUGGAAAAACUUUCUCCCAGAAAUCAUACCUCAGUGGACACGAGAGGACCCACACAGGGGAAAAGCCCUAUGGGUGUAACGUAUGCGGGAAACGUUUUGUCUACAAGGCAGCCCUCAUUGUGCACCAGAGAAUUCACAGAGGGGAGAAGCCCUAUGAGUGCAGCGAAUGUGGGAAAACCUUCUCUCAAAGGACACACCUCUGCGCCCACCAGAGAACGCACACGGGGGAGAAGCCCUACGGGUGCAGUCAGUGUGGGAAAACGUUUGCUGAUAGUUCAGCCCUCCGAGCGCAUCACAGGACUCACACAGGGGAGAAACCCUACGAGUGUACUGAGUGUGGGAAGGCUUUCUCCAAGACGUCACACCUCAGAGCACACCUGAGGACGCGCAUGGGGGAGAAGCCGUACGAGUGUCACCAGUGUGGGAAAAGCUUUUCCGAGAAGUCGUAUGUUAGUGCCCACCAGAGGGUGCACACGGGGGAGAAGCCCUACGAGUGCAGCAACUGUGGGAAGGCUUUUGCCCAGAACUCAACUCUCAGGGUGCACCAGAGGGUUCACACAGGUGUGAGACCCUACGAGUGUGGUGAGUGUGGGAAAGCGUUCUCCCAGAAAUCGCACCUUGGUGCACACCAGAGAAUUCACACAGGGGAGAAGCCCUACGAGUGCAAUGAAUGUGGGAAGGCUUUUGCCCAGAAUUCAACUCUCAGGGUGCACCAGAGGAUUCACACAGGGGACAAACCCUAUGAAUGUGAUGAGUGUGGAAAAACUUUUGUCCGUAAGGCAGCUCUUAGGGUCCAUCGCACCAGGAUGCACACCAGAGCAAAAGCCCCAGUGUGGAAUGAGUUUGGAAAGCCCUCAGGGAACUCCUGCCUUACUGCAUGA
Marmota flaviventris (yellow-bellied marmot) is the source of this 3222-nucleotide messenger RNA. Lineage: Eukaryota; Metazoa; Chordata; Mammalia; Rodentia; Sciuridae. The record is from RefSeq and is a predicted model, not a curated record.